This is a messenger RNA of Haliotis rubra (blacklip abalone), 2917 nucleotides long. RefSeq lists its product as uncharacterized. NCBI's taxonomy places the organism in Eukaryota, Metazoa, Mollusca, Gastropoda, Lepetellida, Haliotidae. Bases 157 to 2031 code for a protein of 624 amino acids. The record is from RefSeq and is a predicted model, not a curated record. The transcript is spliced from 6 exons.
UCUCACAUAGACUAUAUAUAGUUACACAAUGCUUACUGAAACCACAGAGGGUGAAAUGAGAUACUCCAAUGCUUACAGCAACUUGAAUAUAUACUUCAUUGUUGGAGGAACUUGGUAAAACCGACUGAGACACUCAACAGUGGAUAGACACAAGAUAUGGCGGGCAUUAACUUCAUGCUGAUAACACUUGCUGUUCUGGGCAACCUUCUUGAAGGUGGGAGUGUAAAUAUUUACAGUGGGAAUGAGUUUAUAGUUACACUGCUUCCUGCGUUCAACAACCAGAAGACCACGGGAUAUCUACUCAUCGGACACACCCAGGAAGGGAUGUGCACAGUGACAGACAGCGACGGGACAGAACAUGGUGUCAAGCUUCAAGGAAACAAUCGCGUAACACAGUUUGAUAUUCCCUUAGCAAGAGUACUAAACUUCGGAGGUUACAUCGAGAAACGGGCAAUAUAUGUCCACUGCAAUACAGAAAUCAUCUUGAGGGUUUUCUUUCGAAGACAAAUGGAAGGCACUGCUGAUGCUUAUACUGUCCUCCCUCUUCAGUCUCUUUCUUCUAAAUACAUCAUACCAUCGGUGCCACAGAACGCCAUACUGGGGAUUGUUGCGGCUGAUGACAAUGUAACCAUACAUGUUGACAUUAAGUCCAAUUGCUCGUAUUCUUUCAAGGGAAUCACUUACAGCCAAGGCAGAAGGCUGACUAGCAUCCUGGAAAAGCGGCAUGUCCUUCAGAUAUCAUCCUUAUCCUCGACAGAAUACCACAACUGCGACAUGGGAGGGACAGUUGUCGAGAGUAGUAGCCCAGUAGCGGUAUUUUCUGGAUCCCCUGCUUUGGAUUAUCCACUGAAUCACGGAGAUGCUGUACAGAAUCAGAUCCCUGGGGUUAGUCAUUGGGGAAGUAGUUUCAUUGUAUCGCCGGUUCCCGUAAUGGAUAAAUAUAGAAUUAGAAUACUCGCAAUGAACAAUAACACACACGUCACCACCGAAACUCCAACUGCAACUACAUCAUUUAAUCUUAAUGAAGCAGAGUUCAGUGAUGAAGAUUUCAAUAAUUCUGACGUAACUUACGUCAAGAGUUCUCAGCCUAUCCUGGUUCAAAUGACGUCAGGAAAUCAUGUUCGGUUCCAAGCUUUCUCCGCCAUAGUUCCACCCAUUGCUGAUUAUGGAAGCGUGUAUCUUGUACCAGACGUUCAAACCAGUCAGGUGAAUUACACGCGUUAUAUCACCCUCAUCACUAGUCCCAACUGUACUUCAGACAUUGACGUCAACACAAUAUGGACAACCUCAUCAACAGCUUCCCACACUGCCUCCGUCUCCAGCUUCCGGGCUCCGUCUGAUUUGACGGUUUUAAGAAGCAAAUCCUCCUUGUGUCAAUUUGCGGUGUUGGUAACUGGCCUUGGAAACAUUGAAAUGUAUGGAUACUUCGAUCAGCCGAUAAUACAUGAUACCCUUACUUCCGUGACUUUUCUGAAUGCAACAAAGAACACGCUACACGCAACAGAGUUCGAUGUCCUGACACUGGUCUGUAGAGCCAAUCCCAUCCGAGGAAAGCCUAAAAUCUCCUGGAAGAAAGACAGUCACAAUGUUUCAGAAAAAGUAGCGUCUCAAGCCAUGGAUGUUCGUGGGAAGACGGUGCCCACGAGUGUCCUUACACUGACUGUCUCCUGCAAAGACCAUCUGUCAGUCAUCUCAUGCAAAGCUGUUUACAAAGACGUUCAAAUAACAUCAACAGGAAUGAGAAUGUUUGUCCAUUGUGCAAAAAAGGGUGAUAGGUUUGACGAAGGACUUGGAAUAGGAAUCGGAGCUGGAGUAGGCGCUGUUGUUGUGUUGUUGCUGUUGGCUUUGCUGCUACUGCUUUGGUCUACUGGAGAAGAGGAUUCGAUGGGAAAAACGAUGAACAGUCGCUGCCGCCGGCGCAUAGCAACCGUGGAUACGACAGCAUGGAUCCCAGCGUCAGCGGAGUGUUCAUCUCUCACGUGUACGAUCGACUUCCACUGUAACGAUAGGUUCACCAGCCUCCUUAGUUAACAUCAUGUGACGUAUGGUCAGGUUAUGCUUUCGUGCCUACCAGUGGAACUGUCACAUAAUAACAUUGUCACAUUGUUGGGUGAACGUCAUGAGAGUUGCUUCUCCGUGUUGUCCGGUUACAAGCAAUUGACAUUAACUUCAACUAAGUGUGUGUUUGUAUAAAGAAGAAGAUGGAAUUUCAGCGUAUGGUCACACCAGGAAUUCAGAUUCGCGUUAUGUGAGUGAAGUGUCAUAUGAAGCAGUCACCGAGGAACAGUCUUUAUGUCAGCAUUUAUAUCAGAACUGUUACUGGAGCAUGCUCUUAUAACCAGGAUUUCAAAGAGCGGGGUAUGACUCUCACUUAAUCGUUGUUUGAUCAACGUUAGAGUAUACAAGGAUAUCUGAAGUAUUUUUGAAAGUUUUAGUGUGUGGCAGAUGUUCCAAUCAGACGCAUAGUGAUGAGAAAAGGUCUCUUGCCUUUUAUGCUGAACAAUGACCUUUGCAAGUGUUUGUGACGUCAUCGUUAGGACAGGAUCCGCUCACUUUUUGGCGAACAGCUGGUAUCUUGCAGACUCCUUGUAUCAUUAUAUUUUUUAAAUCCAAACCUUCUUUGAAACACAAAUCCAAUCUUUGACACAUCUGCAUCUGUGCUGUGUACAUAUUAUGCACAAUGAACUUAACCAUGCAAGACUGAAUGUAUUAUAAGUUUGGUGUGAUACUUGACGUAUGACGCCCUAUUACUUUAUACGCCAUACACCGAGCAGCGUACGCUGGUACGUAUGUGUCAUAUUUACUAUCUUAGGCUUGAGCAAACAUAUAUACAAUAAGUGAUAUUUAUAAUAUCAUCUUAUUGAUCACUGAAUCUGUACAUUUGUGCUUGGAAUAAAAGACCACGGUAUUUAAAUGA